Messenger RNA from Micropterus salmoides (largemouth bass), 5848 nucleotides. RefSeq names its product SLX4 structure-specific endonuclease subunit homolog (S. cerevisiae) (gene slx4). Gene Ontology annotation, cellular component: Slx1-Slx4 complex; nucleus. Gene Ontology annotation, molecular function: DNA binding; enzyme binding. Gene Ontology annotation, biological process: meiotic DNA double-strand break processing; interstrand cross-link repair; DNA replication. The record is from RefSeq and is a predicted model, not a curated record. NCBI's taxonomy places the organism in Eukaryota, Metazoa, Chordata, Actinopteri, Centrarchiformes, Centrarchidae.
CAUGACCGGAAGCAAAAAAAUAUAGCGGUUGUGUGGGAGCACUUUUGAAAUGAAAACAAACCCCGCUAACACCUCUAGCCUGCUUUACCCAUAUAAUUAAUACAUAACGUUACAUAAAAUACACGAGGCUCGCCUUGGAGGCAGGCUCGUGAGUGAACAGCGAUGAGUCGGAAGGCUGAAGAGCAAAUUAAUCAAACCUGGGCUGAUCGUCACAACUGGGAACAUGCUGGCAAGGCCUUUUAAUGUGAGACAAAGUAACUUACACCAUCAUGGAUGACUCGGACCAGGAUUUUGUAGAUCUCUGCUCGAAGCUGCUAAAGCGAGUCCGCAAGAAACCAGGUGAGCCCAGACAGCCAAGGAAAGCAGAGCAUCAGCCCUCCAGCCAGGCAAGCGAAGGGGACAAGAGGAGGAGAAAUAACAAAGGAGAGGGUGACUGUGGGUCCAAGUUUGCUGGCACCCAGCCUGUUUGUACAGGUGCAGCAGCCGAGCAGCAUGUGGUCUGCGGAGGGACUGGACAUGAUUCAGGAGAUGCUGGGUCUUCAGCUGUGCCUGCAGCAGUGCCGAGUGCCGAGAGAGGUUUGGCAGCGAAAGACAAAGUACUCCACAGAAUGCAACAGUUUAAGAGAGUUAGUCCUCAGAGGUUGGUCCACAAGGAGAAGAGCCGGCCAACAAACGAUUGCGUUCCUCCACCACCUCUGGCACAAAGACGAGAUCCUCCCGAAUACUUCACCUCGGGCCUCCACCUGGAGCUGCAGGACAGUGAUGAGGCUCUGGCCCUGCGGCUGCAGCACGUGCUGGACAGGGAGGCAGCAGAAGCCCAGAUUGUGGACCUAGAGGAUGGAGGCCUCUUUUUCUGUCAGAUCUGCCAAAGAGACUUGUCGCACAUGACCUCUGAGGGGCGAACACAGCACCUCAACAGGUGUUUGGAUGAGAGUGAAAAGAGCGCCCCAGCCCCUCCUCCUCCUCCUGGCAUCCCUGACUGUCCCAUCUGUGGCAAGAAGUUCAAGUCCCAGAAGAGUCGUUCAGCCCACCUCAAGCGCUGCUCUUCAGACAUGGGCGUCACUUCGGCUGUGCUGCUGCAGGCAGUGCAGAGACAGGCUGAGGAGACCCAGAAUCUCCACGUUGCUAACACACUCGCACAGACUGGAGGCACCAAAAGAAAAGGCCCCUGCAAGCCAGGCCUCCCAGCAAGGAAGAAGCCCAGGAAGAAGACUGAACCCAUGGAUGAAGACACCAUGGUGGCCCUGGCUCUGUCCUCCUCCCUUCUGGAACAGGAGAGGGAGGCAGAGAGACAGUUACAUACAGAGACUGCUGCUUCUCACAUCUCCAUGACUCCAGCGUUGAAGUGGAGGCCAGACGCAGGUAAGGGGCGUGGAAAGAAGAAAAAAGGCGCCGUCCCUUGUCCUCCUCCGCUCCUCCUCAUUCAGGAUGCUGAGGCGGCUCUGACAAGGCUGCAGGAACGGGUUUCUGCUCUCCUCAUACACCAUCGGCCCCCCUCUCCCCCCACCCCGACCCGCUGCCCCAGCAGUCUGCCUGGCUGGAGCGGUGCUGCCCCCCUCUGGCAGAAGAGCACACUACUGGGCGGAGGCUCCAACUGUUUGUCUGAUUUCUACACUCCAGAGCUCGGAGAGUUCAUCACACCUUCGCAAUCUGCAGCGACCGAUGCAACCACCUCCUCCACCAACAGGCCUGAGUCUUCUGUCCAACCUGUGAGCGAAGGAACUCCUCUCACAGGAACCAGGGCCUCCAUCCUGCUGUCCUCUUCCCAGAUGGCCUCCUCCACUCCAGAGACAGGGCAGCUCCCAGUGGGCAGCCAGGCACUCCUAGAACUGAUGGAGCUGGCUGAAGACGGUGUUACCCUCACCCAGUGUGGUUACACUGCUUCAGGCCCUGAGAAAGACAAGAUCGCUGCACAGAUCACAAACCUCCAUCUGAGCGGGUUCGUCCCAGAGGAGGUUGUGCAGGCUGACCCACGUUUGAGUAGCUUUCUGCCAGAUGUGACACACACACACUCAGAGGACACCCACGGCCAAGCGAGGAGGACAGCUGAUCAGCCAGGAGCACAUAAAGAGCGAGGAAGCCACAGACCAGUGGCGCUGUCCAGGCUGGUAUCAGACCUGAGCAGCAUGGUGAACAACCCUCAGCUCAGUGAUCUGCAGCUCCAGGUGGACAGUGGAGAGGUCUACUUUGCUCAUUCCUUCAUGGUGUAUGCUCGCUGCCCCCUGCUGGCAGAAAUGGUACAUGAGAGUGGUUUUGGGGCUCAGGAAGAAGGCAUGCCUGCAGCACAGAGGGUGUUGAUGAACGACAUCCCGGGACAGGCAGUGUUUGCUUUGCUGCAGUACCUCUACACAGCCCACUGCUCCAUCCCAGCAUCACUGAGGCCUCAUGUACUGGAGCUUGCGUCUAGGUUUGACUUGAAGGAGCUACAGCAGCUUUGCGAGCUCAACCAAGAGGACGCAGCGACUCAGUGGGAUGAGGAAAACUACACAAAUGAGGAGAACGUCCACAACCAAACAGACCAGGCCUUCACGGAGCUGCUCCGCUCAAUGUGGAUGGAAGAGGAUGAAGACAUCCAGGGUAGGGAUCCAGAUGGAGGAAGCGAUGAAGAGAGAGGAUUGGAAGAAGCCGAUGACCUCACGUCAGGUGAGAGAGAGAUUCACGAGGAGAGAGUGAACGAGGAAGAGCUGGAAGAGAUCUACGAGUUUGCCGCCACGCAGAGAAAGAGGGAGGAGGAGGAGACGGCAGAUGAGGAAGAAGAUGGGGAAGAAGUGUUCGUGAACCUGACAGAACCCAGAAGAAGCUCAACGGGCUUCAGCAUAAAAAACCUGCAGCCGGAUCCCAGCCUGGAUUGCAGCUACAGCCGUCUCUUCUCUGACUCCUGGGGGGUCUACGAGGAAGGUGAUCCUUCCUCCUUACCCUCCACUUCACAUACCCCUCAAUCCCAACAACACCAGUCCUCUCAUAAACCCUUAUCUAAACGGUCCGGCAGAACUUUGCUUCAGUCUUCAGCGAGCGGAGUUGACGACCUUUCCCUCAGCCCCCCGCCCAGUACAUCCAACCUUCCUGUCCCAGGUCAGUCCCCUGGUCAAGUGGGUGACUGGGGUGGCGGUGGAGACAAGGGAACAGAAGGUUUGCCUUUGAAGCGAGACAGCCAACGCCCCCGUAGUAUGUGUGUCCCUCUUUCCCCUAAUUCGCCUCAGAAAAAGGAUGAACCUGAGCUCAUAGUUUUGUCUGACUCAAGCGAGGAGACAGAGGUGGUUCUUAGUUCCCGCAGUCCCUCGCCACAUCCUCCUUGCGCCGUCCAGAAUCUGCAGAGCUACACCCAGAUCAAACCUCAGUCAGUCCUGAAACCUGGUGAACCCACGCUGGAGAAUAAAGAGCCCCGUAGUUUAGAGUUUAGUCCUGGUGAUCCAGUUCAUCCAGGCUCCGGGUGUGACCAGAUUCCAGUGGACUACUCUCCAGAAGUGUCCUGGCUGAUCCCAUCCACACCGCUCCAGCCCAGAAGAAGCACCACAACCAGCUCCACUCAGACCAAAAGCAGCAUGUGCAGGACGCAGCUGUUCCCUAAAGGGGAAACCUCCCCGCCCUCUGUUUCCUCUUCUCCUGCUUUACCAUUUAACAACAGACUGCAGACCUCCAGCAGUCCAACCAGAGUUUCUGCCCACGUUUGUCCAACAGAGGGCAGUGUUCCCAGGAUAAAACUGGAAGAGACUGUUUCCUCUAGCUCCAGCUUUGAUCUAAACUUUUGUACUAAACGAAGCAGUAAUGAUGUGGGUAAGGAUGGAGAAGUGUUUGCAGUACCCCCAUGCCGACCUAAGCUCUCACACCCCUCAGGCUCGACUUCCUCAAAGCAGGACACACCCCUCCACAUCCAGCCCCAGCCUUACAGCAGCACCCCCCUGCACACAGAGCUCCACCAGCCCCCUGUUCUUGGCACCUCCCCACUUCACAGCUGCCUCGAUAAGCAGAGGUCAUCAAGUCAAGGAAGGGAUAGGACGCCAUCUCUAAGCCCGGAGAAGGCCGAGUUAGGGAGCUUUCAUCUGUCCACCUUGUCUGACCCUUCAGAACCACCCUCCUCUUCCUCUCACAGAGGUCUUCAGAGUUCACAGAGACACAGCGACUCCUCUCAUCAAUGUUCUGCUGAGUCCAGCAGUCACAGUGACACAGGGCCUGAGCUAACGAGGAGAGGACUAAAUAUGAAUACAGAGCGAGAGAUGGGGCGCAGAAAUAAAGAUCCAGCUAAUGACGGAGAGCAGGAAGAAUCAGAAGCGGAAACUGGAGAGGCAGAAGUUUCAGAAUUGAGUCUCCAGCAGAGCUUCAUGGCCAUGGAUGAGCCCCCCAUAGCUUUCAACGACUCGUGGGGCUUCGACGACUGUGUAGAUGCCAACCCGGGCUGCUUCAGUCUGAGGCUGGAGGACAGCACAGGAUCGGGCCAGCAAGAGCACAGCGCAGGACAACGAGAAACCGCCAGUUCAACGUCCUCUACCGACUGUCACCCUCCACCAUCUAGUUACUGCAUCCAGUCAUUGAAGAGUCGCGGUGGUGCGACUGCCUCCUCUCCACCCAAAGCCCCUUCCUUUACCCCUUCACCACCUGACCCCACCACCCAGACAACACCAGAGAUGAUCAACAGCCUCCUGGAUUCCAAAAUAUGGGACAGCUGGGAGGAGGAAGAGGAGGAGGAGGCGGCUCUUCCUUUCUCUCAGCGGAUGAACCCCUCUGCCCAGCUCAGAACACCAGCAUCAUCACACAAUAAAAGGCUUCGAACCUUGGUGCCUAUCACCCCCCUGCCUCACUACUCUGACAUGGACACGCCGGAGCUCAAGAACAAACUCAACAGGUUUGGUGUUCGGCCUUUACCGAAGCGCCAGAUGAUCCUCAAACUGAAGGAGAUCCACCAGUACACCCACCAGCUGGUCAGCUCCGACUCCGAGGAUGAGAUACCCUCUGGGGGCCGCGCAGCUCAGACAAAGCCCCCACCCACCAGUUCAGUGGCCGCUGGCAACAAGCCGCUCUCCUGCGGCCACACAGUGAAAUUUAAAGAGCCCAGGGUGCCUGCAGCCAUCUCCCCUCAGAAACACAACACAGAGGAGGAGGCUGAGCUGCUGUCUGCCUCACAGGGCUCCAACACCUCUUCAACAGCUGCCAGUGAGGAAUCUGAAAGGUCCAACCCAGAGCUGUGUGUCUCCUCCGAUGGUGACUCAGACAGUGAUGGUGGCAUCUCUGCCUCCCAGGCGGCAACGCACCUCCAGGAUCGCCUCCGGGCAGUGCGCUCCUUCAUCCUGUCUGACUCCAGGCUGUACAGCCAGAUCCUCGAGUACCAACCUCUGGUCCUGUCCCAGCUCCAGGAGCGACUCAAAGCAGCCGGGAUCCGCUUGGGUGUCUCCAAGCUGGUGGACUACCUGGACUCCCAGUGCAUCACCUUCACUACGGCCAAGCCGGGCCACUCGGCACCCAGCCGCAGGCGGGGCAAGAGGACAGACAAAGGGGCAAAGGCAGCAGGUGAAAAUGGCACAGGCAGAAAAAGAGGUGUUACAGCCAUGCAUUAAAACAUUGACUGCCACAAAGGUUGACAUGGAAACUCAACAGUGGCAGGUUUUACUUCAAUGCUUCAAACAUUUAAAACAACAACAAAACAAAUUAAAUUAUGACAUUUUAAAAUAACGUUGCGGUUGCCCCUGGACAGUUGGCACACAGCUCAUUCAGGAGACUUGAAGUUUAACCAUUUUGUUUAAAACAGUUAAGUUUCUUCAGGUUUUGCAUUUUAUGGAUUUAAUUUUAAAUGUUGCGUUUAUUAUGAAUGUACUGUGAAAAUAAAAGAUGGUCAGUGUUUGUGUGGCCCAAGGAA